AUUUUAAUUAGUGUUAUUGGAAUGUCUGAAUAACAAGAAGGUGUUAAAAAUCAUAAAAAAUACAGAAAGGAUAAACCUUGGGAUAAUGAUCCCACAAUAGAUAAAUGGAAGAUACCAGAGAUUCAACCAGGUGAAAUGAACGGGAGUCUUUUAGCUGAAAGUUCAUUUGCUACUUUAUUUCCAAAAUAUCGAGAGAAAUAUAUAUAAGAAGUAUUUGGGAUGGUUAAAAAAUCUCUAAAAGAUCAUGGAAUAAGAGCUGAAUUAAAUCUGUUGGAAGGAUCUUUAACAGUGAAAACAACAAAUAAAACAUGGGAUCCAUGGGCAAUUAUGAAAGCAAGAGAUAUUAUAAAAUUAUUGGCACGAAGUGUUCCUGUUUAAUAAUGUUUAAGAUUAUUAGAAGAUGGAACAUUUUGUGAUAUUAUCAAAAUUAGAAGUUAUACAAGAAAUAAAGAAAAAUUUGUUAAAAGAAGACAACGACUAAUUGGGCCAAAUGGAGCAACAUUAAAAGCAUUAGAAUUGCUAACUGAUUGUUAUAUAAUGGUCUAAGGAAGCACUGUUUCUGUCAUUGGAAAUUGGAAGAAUUUAAAAGUUAUUAUCGAUUAUUAUUUUUUUAUUUUAGACUGUUAGAAAAGUAGUGGUUGAUACUAUGUAAAAUAUACAUCNUACUCAUGAGGGUGAUCUAUUUUAACUUAAAAUAGAAUUAUGUUUUAAGAGAUUCAAUAUUUUAUAAACUAUUCAAAGAAAAAGCAAAUUUUUCUUUGAUAUUAAUUUUUCUUCUUAUAUAUUUUAAUUCAUAUAGAAUAUUUUCUAAUACUAAUAUUCAUAAAAACAACAAAAUUUAAGAUUUAUUUUUAAAUUGUAAAAUGAAUGAAAAGUUUCAAGUUCUUUAUCUUAAGCUUUAUUUUUAGUCAUCUUUUAAAGCCUUAUUCUCAAGUAUUUAGAUGCUAAAGCACUUCAUAAACUUGAUAAAAAUCAACUGACGAUAAUU
This is a messenger RNA of Paramecium sonneborni, 988 nucleotides long. The record is from the annotation of a GenBank genome assembly. NCBI's taxonomy places the organism in Eukaryota, Ciliophora, Oligohymenophorea, Peniculida, Parameciidae.